Molecule: messenger RNA, 1488 nt
Organism: Ostrea edulis (European flat oyster)
Lineage: Eukaryota; Metazoa; Mollusca; Bivalvia; Ostreida; Ostreidae
Exons: 6
Coding region: 1-1488 (495 amino acids)
Molecular function (GO): nucleic acid binding
Source: RefSeq, a predicted model, not a curated record
AUGAAUGGAACAGAAAUAGAACGAGUGUCUGACAAAAAUGAAGACACAUAUCCAUCUGAUGCAUCAGAGAGUGAGGAAUCAGAAGAAGAGCAUGAGGAGGUUGUUUGUUGGAGAAGUGGGAGACGAGUUGUGGAACUUGGAAUUCUAGUGGACAAUUUGGAAAAAGGUUUUGCUGCGUGUGGUAGACCACUAGAUUUAAGACAUUGUGAGGACGAAAAACGCAACUCUACAUGGGGGAAUAGCAAGGUGAAGAAGUUUAAUGACGUCAUGUCGGUUUUAAACAUUCCAACGUUACAUCAUGCCACAGUUAAGAAGUCUGAAAUAAUUGUUGGAAGAGCUGUUGAGGAUGUGGCCACUAAAGCAUGUAAAAAUGCAGCAGCAGAAGAAAUAAUGCUUGCAAAACAGGGAAAUGCGUGCAAUAUGCUACAAGAAAUAAGCAUUGCAGAAUUUGCAACAUGGCAGAGAAACAUGAGAAACCUCAAAAGGAAUAUGAUUGCUGAAAAAAUUGGGAAGGCAGUUUCAAAGCAAUGGAGCCAGAAAUGUGUUUCAAUGUUAUUGGAACUGAGUGAAUCUGGACUAAUUGUUGAUACGCUGACAAUGGAUGAUGAUACUACAACAAUAGCAAAACUUCGUAGUGAAGUAGAUGGCUCGAUAAAGAAGAUAAGUGACAAAAAUCACACAGUGAAACAUUUUACUAACAAGUUGUACAAACUUAGAACAGAAAAGGGUUACAAACAACUAAAUCCGCGGACUAUAGCUCACCUUGCAAAGUGCUUUACAUACGCCAUUAGUCAGAACAGAGGCGACAGAGAAGCCACUAAGAAAGCGAUAGAAUCCAUAGGACCUCAUGUGUUUGGCACCCACGAUUUGUGUGACAGUAAUUGGUGUGGUUACUUAAAAGAUUCCUUCUCGUAUAAACCAAACCAUUUACCAUACAGAAAAUACUUCAGUGGAGAGGAAUUAAAGAAUGCUUUCUUUGAAAUAUUACAGGGUUUUGCUUCACAAUCCAGAUCAUUUACCACAAAGAGGGCAACAUAUAUCGACAAUGAGAAGGACAAGAAAAGGAAACUGGAGGAGUCAGUGGAUUACAAAAGGAAAAGAAUCCGAAAGAAAGAAGAAAAGACGAUUCAUCAGUCAGCAUGUUCCACAAGAGACGGCCCAACUUACGAGACCGCAGUUUCCCUCAACAAUGAAGUGGCUCAGACAAAUGAAAUACCUCCUCCUCAAUGUCCUCCAAAAGCCGUUCCACUACCGUCAGUUAUUCCAGUGACUUGUGUAUUCUUUGAUUUGGAAACAACAGGAUUAGAAAGGGACAGUGAAAUAAUUCAGAUUGCCGCAGCCUGUGGGGAAGAGCAAUUCCAUACAUACAUUAUACCAAGAGGGAGGAUUAGUACUUCUGCAACCUGUGUAACAGGACUAGCCAUUAAAGAUGGUAUUCUCUACCGUAACGGCACUGUAGUGGAUACUGUAGAUUGUCAGACUGGUUAA